AUGGAAUUGAGCAAAGUUGCUCAAAAUCUUAUAAAAUCUGUUGCUUCUGGAGAGGUAGGAAACGCAAUCGCUUGCUUGUUUUCAUAGAAAAGUUGCUCAUUCACUUGUUUGCUGGAUACAUGUCGUUUUUUUAUGUUGCAUGCCCUAUGUCAUACACCUUGCAAGACCCGCCCAGCGUUUUGCUACUUUCAUUGAAAGGAGAGCUUUAUUGUUGGCAUUUCGUCGGUUCGAAGGGAUUUUUUGUCAGUAAUUUAUUGUUGUCUUCCAACCGUUGUAAAAGUUUUUUUCUUUCUGUUUCUGAUUACGUAACCCGUGACAUCCGAAAUGUGUUUGUUCACGCUUUACAUGUGAAUAUGCAUGUAUCUUUGAUCUCCAACGAAUCUGUUAAGAAUCGAUUGAAGACUUGAGGCAUUUAAUUCUCGUGUUUGGGUUGUAAGUGCUGUAAAAGUGUUGUAGUAGCUGAGAUUCUGCACAGGGCAAACAUAAGCUUAACUUUUUGAAUAUAUUAACUUUAAUACCCCACCCACCAACCUACAGUUUAAAGAAGAAAAAUAUACCAUUGAACCAACUUGUGUGGGUAUCAUCCACGCCUCGCAGUUGUUAAAACGUGCUUAGCUAUCCACUGGAGAAAUUUCUAAAUGACUACCCACUGGAUAGCACAAUACCAGGAGCCCAUAACCUGAGUGAGCAACUUCCAUGCGCUUGUGUCACAAAGUUUUCAUGGACCAGUUUGUUUUUAGAACGGUUUUGGCGCGAAUUUUGAAUAUCUUUAAAAAUUCCACAAACCAGUCGGCAAAACCUACAGACCUGAAAAUGAUAUUUUUUGCCUUUUAAUAAAGUUAAGUUUUCCUUUUUGAUACCUUAUACUUCAAAAUAAUGUGCUCAUAGACAUGGUGGAGAUUCUAUUUUCGUGGGCAAAAGUGCACUAAAAUGUGUAUAAAAAUAAACUGGUCCAUAAAAAAGCCUUGACAUAGGCCUAGUAUGGGAGUUUCUUGCUCGGGGUUAUGGGCUCUUAGCAAUACUUAUCCACUGGUUAGUGAUUUAUCCUGUGAGGCUCUGUCCAGCUUUUAAACAACUGGGGUCAGGUAAACUUGAUAAUACUGGCCCAGGUUUUUUGAUAGUGUAAAUUAUAAAUCCCAUGUCAUAUUGCAUAUUUUGUCAGAAGAUAACUUUUGCUUUCCCAAUUCGAAGUUCACAGCUUGCUGUAAAAAAUUAACUGUCCCUAAUAGGACUUGAAUAAAAGUUAUUGUAUUUAGUGAGGUUCCUCUGGAAAUAUUUCCCUUGUUGCUGAAUGAGAAACCCAAACCUCCAUGGUAUUCGCAAUAGAGAUGACAGAAGUUUGGGUUGUGGGAUUUAUAUUGUGGUAAAAGCGGAGCGGGACCUUCCUUCCACACCUUGUAUAAAAUGUCUGAAGCCUUAAAUUCAAACAUUUGAUUAGUUGUUCUCAAAAGUCCCUCACUUCUCAUUUCUGGUUCCAUAAGUAGUAGUCACUCAUGUUUUAAGCAUCACACUAAAAUAUCGUUUGAGCUCGAAUUGUGGUCGCAAGUCUAACAUUUCAUAUGUCUUCUUUGAAACAGAUGGUUGAGCUUCAGAGCUUAUGGGCCACGCAGACUGUAGUGGUUGUCUUUCUACGUCGGUUUGGAUGACAACUGUGCCGGCUGUGGUCGACGGAACUUAGUUCGGUCAAACCACAGCUUGAUGCACAUAACGUGCGCCUGUGUGGUGUUGGAUUGGAGGAACUUGGCCUUGAAGAGUUCCAAGAAAAAAAGUUCUUCACUGGAGGUUAGUUUGGUCCCAGUGUGUUAAAGCAUCCUUUUGAGCAAGUUCAAAUGCAGAAAAAAAUCAUUCUAGACUAAAUAAGUUGCUUGCUUACUUUAUUAGAAGGUGGAUCUCAUUUAGCAGCAGCUUGUAUCUUUGACGAAGUUAUUUAAAUGUAAUUUGGCAGGAAAUACAAACCAUCUUGUGAAAGAUCACCACCUCUUGCUUGGUAAACUUUCAAAGUUUUGUUAAGUUUUGGUACCUGAGGGGAAAGGUGGGAUUUCAAAACUCAAUUUUCAGGUUUAUUUCAGUAUUUUAAUGGAAAUGUGAAAAAACUACUCUACAGGCAAAUAGCAGGGCUAGUCUGGAGGUGGGGGAAUGUACACGUCAUGGAUUUUUGUAUGACUGGUGAUAAACACCAUACUCUCUCUUAUGUUAUAUAAAUUCUUGCUUUGUUCCACAGAGUUGUUUUUGGAUACCAAGCAGCAGAUUUACAAGGACUUGGGAUUCAAAAGGUGAGGAAUAGCAAGACUGGCUUCUAAAAUAUUGUUUGCACACUAAAGCAAUGAAACUAUGAAAUGCAGAGAGAACAUAUUGUGGGUUUCAUGCAGCAGGAACCAAACAUUUCAUAGUCGCUCUAGGGUAUAUCAGCAUGCAAAGAAAGUUGUGUCCAAUAUUCCAGGGCUAGAGAAGUUUGCUAUCAGUGCUGGGUUGUUCAAAGCAGGGUUAGGAUAACCCAGGGUUAGUGCAAAAUUUGAAUUCAGAUAUGAAAGCUUAAAAAGCAAAUUGAGUUUUAUUCUUUUUGCCUACAAUUUGAUGAUUGGAUGCUCUAAAAAGAAUAGAGAAAAUUAUCCAGGAAAAUGCUUUUGAACAAAAGGAAAAGAAACCCAGGUUAAAAUUUAACCCUGGGUUAGCACUAAUCGGCCUUCGAACAACUGGGCCCAGGUUAGUGAGUUCUGUUCUUCUUGCCCAAAGGGCAAGUGAAGUUGUUUGGGAAUUCAAAAUUACCAUAGAAAAGAACUGUAAUAAUCCUGCUUAUCAAAUUUUUUUUGGCGGGGGGGGGGGGCUAGUGAAAAUGACUCUCGCUAGUGCAUGGUAGCUGCAGCUUGCCCAGUGGGCAGUUUGUAGAACUGACUUUCUUUGCACUUGGCUGCAUAAUGUAAGUAACUAAGGAUCACAAUGUGCUGCUAAAGCACAAAGCUAAUAAGAUGCAGUUUAUUACAUGACCUUUUUGUUGAACAAGAACUAGGUGCCUGAGAAAAGGGCAUUCUGGCCUUGAAAACCUUAUAGUAUUAUUUUCUUAUUGAAAAUUGUGUUAAAUGGGUGUACUGGUUGAAAAGCUUCAGUUAAACUUCAAUGGCUUUUUGGCAAAAAAUGCAUUUGAGUGGCAGAACUUAGAAAAAAGGAAAGGUCUUCUUGUGCUCAAACUUUGGUAAGUUUGUUCAUUUGCUUUGUUUAGGUACAGUGCAUUAACUGUCCUUGGUGGCUUGACAGCUAAAGUAACAAGGUUAAAUAUAUCCAAGGUGAUUGCUUAAUUUUAAAUACCUUUAAUCUACUGAAGUCACAGUUUAUUUGAAGUUUAACAAGUAUGGAAAAUAAUGGAUGAAUGUGAUUUCUGGUAAAGUUGACUGCAGAAAGUUCGUUUUUUUCUGUUACGUUUCAAAUUUGUGAAAUAGAUGGUGAUCAUUUUUUAAUCAUGUAUUUAUGGUGCAAACAAGGUGAUUCUCUAUGAUCAUAAAUUAAAGUUCUUUAUUUUGAUUCAAGUGUGUUAUUCUCUUUUGGGUGCCUUUCAUUAUUACUCCUGUAUGUGUGGUUCGUAUUUUCAUUUUGUGUUGUUGUCUGCAGGCAAACUCCAAAAACAUAAAAGGAAACUUAAAGGGUGAUGGAAUGCUAAAUGGCGGCAUGCUGAUAGUGACAGCAGGGGGAGAGAAAGUGUUGCUCAGCCACAAACAGGCUUCACCUGGAGAUCAUGUCCCUAAUGAGAAAAUUCUUGAGGUUCUUGGUAUAGAAGUUGAAGAGGGAACAAAAGAAGAAAAUGAAUCAGCACCAGAGGGCGGGGCAGCAGAAGGGGGCUCAGAGAAAUAACUUGCUAAAAGAUUUGCUGAAGGGUUGGGAGUGUAUCUGUCACUGUCCGUAAAUUUUUAUGCAUUGGACUCAAAUUGUUACACAGCUACUACUACUACUGCCACCACCGAGCUACAUCCCAGGUCCCGGUGUUCCUGAAAGCCGGAUUAGUGCUAAUCCAGGAUGAGAAAUUUUGUUCCAUUUUUGUAUCUUACCUUUAUGUGCAUUGCUUAGAGUAACAUUCUCUGUUAUCAUCACUAAAUCUUGGAGUAAAGACACAACCAGUAUUUUGAAAGCUCAAGAGGCAUGUUAUUAGACAAGAAGACCUUGCUAAAACUUUGGCUUAAUCCUGGGUUAGACUUAACCUGCCUCUUUCGAGGAACCAGGGCCAGAUGUAUAUGAUGUGGUUUAAAUUUUCUUUUCUUUUUUCUCAAACUCAUUGUCAUGCAUUACCAUACAAUUUUACUUCCAUUCAUAAUAAAUAAUUUAUUACACCACUAAUCAGAAUAUACUUUGACACUUCUAUUCUCUAUCCCAAACUAAACUACUUUAGGACUAUAAUGGGCACAGUACAUAUGUAGUCUAUUUCCAUAUGAUUUACUGGAUGUAUAUGUCCAAUGCCUUAUUGUUAGUAAGUUCAAGUGAAACCACUUUCAUGACAGCUAUUCUCCUUUAACCCUUUAAUUGAAAGGGGGACAAUGCAGUGGAAUAUAAAACCUAGAGUGACUUUUGAGAAAUUUGUUGCUAGAUACACCCACCAAAUUGCCUUGUGAUUGCUUGGGAAACAA
This is a messenger RNA of Porites lobata, 4610 nucleotides long. The record is from the annotation of a GenBank genome assembly. NCBI's taxonomy places the organism in Eukaryota, Metazoa, Cnidaria, Anthozoa, Scleractinia, Poritidae.